This is a messenger RNA of Symbiodinium sp. CCMP2592, 5352 nucleotides long. NCBI's taxonomy places the organism in Eukaryota, Dinophyceae, Suessiales, Symbiodiniaceae. The record is from the annotation of a GenBank genome assembly.
AUGGAGGGCCUCAACAACGGCGACACUGCGUGGAUGGCCAUGUCCUGUGCAUUGGUUCUGUUCAUGACGCCUGGGUUAGCAUUCUUUUACGGCGGCCUGGUGCGGGACAGUAAUAUCGUCAACACGAUGAUGAUGAGCAUCAUCUCCAUGGGACUGACCACCAUCACUUGGCUGGUGUUCGGAUUUACCUGGUCCUUUGACGAGUGGGGUGCAGGCAAGGGCUUUACCUAUGUGGGCUUCCGCAACCUCGAUGCGGUGUGGUCCGGCACCACGAUGCCAGGAAUGACCUUUGCAGUGUUUCAGAUGACCUUCGCAAUCAUAGCGGCUGCUAUCAUCUCUGGGGCCGUGGUCGAGCGCAUCCGCUUCUCGGCUUACGCUAUCUUCAUCGUGGCCUGGGUCCUUGCAGUGUACGUGCCCCUCUGCCACUGGAUCUGGGGCGGCGGCUGGAUUGCCGAGAUGGGCGCGAAGGACUUUGCCGGUGGAACUGUCGUUCACAUCAGCUCGGGCACCUCAGCGAUCGCUCUGGCAUCACUGCUGGGGGAGCGCAAGCACCGUUCCGAGUCCUUCCCCAGCAACCUGCCUUUCGUCAUCUUGGGCGGAGGUAUCCUUUGGCUGGGAUGGACUGGCUUCAACGGCGGCUCCGCCUUCGCCGCCAACGGCGACUGUGCCCUGGCCAUCGCCACCACGUACGUUGCGGCGGCCGCAGCCAUGAUCACGUGGGUCUCCGUCGAGCGCAUCCUCGAUGGAGCUCCCACAUCUGUCGGCGCCAUGUCAGGCGCGGUGGCUGGACUCGUGAACAUCACCCCGUGCGCCGGCUUCGUGGAGCCCCUGGGCGCUCUCGGCGUUGGUGCCAUUGGAGCCAUCUGCUGCGUCUUCGCGGCUCGUGGGUUGAAGAAGCUGAACCUGGUGGACGACUCACUGGACUGCUUCUCUCUGCAUGGCGUGGGAGGCUUCGCAGGUGCCAUUCUUGGCGGCUUCUUCGACACAGGCGAUGGCCUCAUCUACGGGGGUGACGGGCUCCUGCUGGCGAAGAACCUGGCCGGCGCAGCCUUCGGUGUGGUCUAUUCCGCAGCCGUGACCGCUGUGAUCUUCUUCCUGAUGCGCCUCGUCAUGCGCAUGAGGGUCAGCGAGGAGCAGGAGCUGGACGUGUUUGACUGGAAAGUGCUCUGGGCUCUGGGUCCCUGUUACGCUACCGUCUUGGGUGGGUUUGUGAGUGUGCGACAAGAGGUCGCCUACGGCAAGAACGAGAACUCCGGCAAGCCGAACGCCUUCGGCGAGCACUCCCAGCGCUUCAAGCCCGAGGAGGCCCCCACGCUGCUUACCGGAUCGGGACCCGCCCGCUCCGCGGCAGAGAAGCCUACCGAGGAACGCUUUGGAAACAUGGAGGGCCUCAACAACGGCGACACCGCGUGGAUGGCCAUGUCCUGUGCAUUGGUUCUGUUCAUGACGCCUGGGUUAGCAUUCUUUUAUGGUGGCCUGGUGCGAGACAGCAAUAUCGUCAACACGAUGAUGAUGAGCAUCAUCUCCAUGGGACUGACCACCAUCACUUGGCUGGUGUUCGGAUUUACCUGGUCCUUUGACGAGUGGGGUGCAGGCAAGGGCUUUACCUAUGUGGGCUUCCGCAACCUCGAUGCGGUGUGGUCCGGCACCACGAUGCCAGGAAUGACCUUUGCAGUGUUUCAGAUGACCUUCGCAAUCAUAGCGGCUGCUAUCAUCUCUGGGGCCGUGGUCGAGCGCAUCCGCUUCUCGGCUUACGCUAUCUUCAUCGUGGCCUGGGUCCUUGCAGUGUACGUGCCCCUCUGCCACUGGAUCUGGGGCGGCGGCUGGAUUGCCGAGAUGGGUGCGAAGGACUUUGCCGGUGGAACUGUCGUUCACAUCAGCUCGGGCACCUCAGCGAUCGCUCUGGCAUCACUGCUGGGGGAGCGCAAGCACCGUUCCGAGUCCUUCCCCAGCAACCUGCCUUUCGUCAUCUUGGGCGGAGGUAUCCUUUGGCUGGGAUGGACCGGCUUCAACGGUGGUUCCGCCUUCGCCGCUAACGGCGACUGUGCCCUGGCCAUCGCCACCACGUACGUUGCGGCGGCCGCAGCCAUGAUCACGUGGGUCUCCGUCGAGCGCAUCCUCGAUGGAGCUCCCACAUCUGUCGGCGCCAUGUCAGGCGCGGUGGCUGGACUCGUGAACAUCACCCCGUGCGCCGGCUUCGUGGAGCCCCUGGGCGCUCUCGGCGUUGGUGCCAUUGGAGCCAUCUGCUGCGUCUUCGCGGCUCGUGGGUUGAAGAAGCUGAACCUGGUGGACGACUCACUGGACUGCUUCUCUCUGCAUGGCGUGGGAGGCUUCGCAGGUGCCAUUCUUGGCGGCUUCUUCGACACAGGCGAUGGCCUCAUCUACGGGGGCGACGGGCUCCUGCUGGCGAAGAACCUGGCCGGCGCAGCCUUCGGUGUGGUCUAUUCCGCAGCCGUGACCGCGGUGAUCUUCUUCCUGAUGCGCCUCGUCAUGCGCAUGAGGGUCAGCGAGGAGCAGGAGCUGGUCGCCUACGGCAAGAACGAGAACUCCGGCAAGCCGAACGCCUUCGGCGAGCACUCCCAGCGCUUCAAGCCCGAGGAGGCCCCCACGCUGCUUACCGGAUCGGGACCCGCCCGCUCCGCGGCAGAGAAGCCUACCGAGGAACGCUUUGGAAACAUGGAGGGCCUCAACAACGGCGACACCGCGUGGAUGGCCAUGUCCUGUGCAUUGGUUCUGUUCAUGACGCCUGGGUUAGCAUUCUUUUAUGGUGGCCUGGUGCGAGACAGCAAUAUCGUCAACACGAUGAUGAUGAGCAUCAUCUCCAUGGGACUGACCACCAUCACUUGGCUGCUGUUCGGAUUUACGUGGUCCUUUGACGAGUGGGGUGCAGGCAAGGGCUUUACCUAUGUGGGCUUCCGCAACCUCGAUGCGGUGUGGUCCGGCACCACGAUGCCAGGAAUGACCUUUGCAGUGUUUCAGAUGACCUUCGCAAUCAUAGCGGCUGCUAUCAUCUCUGGGGCCGUGGUCGAGCGCAUCCGCUUCUCGGCUUACGCUAUCUUCAUCGUGGCCUGGGUCCUUGCAGUGUACGUGCCCCUCUGCCACUGGAUCUGGGGCGGCGGCUGGAUUGCCGAGAUGGGUGCGAAGGACUUUGCCGGUGGAACUGUCGUUCACAUCAGCUCGGGCACCUCAGCGAUCGCUCUGGCAUCACUGCUGGGGGAGCGCAAGCACCGUUCCGAGUCCUUCCCCAGCAACCUGCCUUUCGUCAUCUUGGGCGGAGGUAUCCUUUGGCUGGGAUGGACCGGCUUCAACGGCGGCUCCGCCUUCGCCGCCAACGGCGACUGUGCCCUGGCCAUCGCCACCACGUACGUUGCGGCGGCCGCGGCCAUGAUCACGUGGGUCUCCGUCGAGCGCAUCCUCGAUGGAGCUCCCACAUCUGUCGGCGCCAUGUCAGGCGCGGUGAACAUCACCCCGUGCGCCGGCUUCGUGGAGCCCCUGGGCGCUCUCGGCGUUGGUGCCAUUGGAGCCAUCUGCUGCGUCUUCGCGGCUCGUGGGUUGAAGAAGCUGAACCUGGUGGACGACUCACUGGACUGCUUCUCUCUGCAUGGCGUGGGAGGCUUCGCAGGUGCCAUUCUUGGCGGCUUCUUCGACACAGGUGAUGGCCUCAUCUACGGGGGUGACGGGCUCCUGCUGGCGAAGAACCUGGCCGGCGCAGCCUUCGGUGUGGUCUAUUCCGCAGCCGUGACCGCGGUGAUCUUCUUCCUGAUGCGCCUCGUCAUGCGCAUGAGGGUCAGCGAGGAGCAGGAGCUGGACGUGUUUGACUGGAAAGUGCUCUGGGCUCUGGCUCCCUGUUACGCUACCGUCUUGGGUGGGUUUGCGAGUGUGCGACAAGAGGUCGCCUACGGCAAGAACGAGAACUCCGGCAAGCCGAACGCCUUCGGCGAGCACUCCCAGCGCUUCAAGCCCGAGGAGGCCCCAACGCUGCUUACCGGAUCGGGACCCGCCCGCUCCGCGGCAGAGAAGCCUACCGAGGGCCUCAACAACGGCGACACUGCGUGGAUGGCCAUGUCCUGUGCAUUGGUUCUGUUCAUGACGCCUGGGUUAGCAUUCUUUUAUGGUGGCUUGGUGCGGGACAGUAAUAUCGUCAACACGAUGAUGAUGAGCAUCAUCUCCAUGGGACUGACCACCAUCACUUGGCUGGUGUUCGGAUUUACGUGGUCCUUUGACGAGUGGGGUGCAGGCAAGGGCUUUACCUAUGUGGGCUUCCGCAACCUCGAUGCUGUGUGGUCCGGCACCACGAUGCCAGGAAUGACCUUUGCAGUGUUUCAGAUGACCUUCGCAAUCAUAGCGGCUGCUAUCAUCUCUGGGGCCGUGGUCGAGCGCAUCCGCUUCUCGGCUUACGCUAUCUUCAUCGUGGCCUGGGUCCUUGCAGUGUACGUGCCCCUCUGCCACUGGAUCUGGGGCGGCGGCUGGAUUGCCGAGAUGGGUGCGAAGGACUUUGCCGGUGGAACUGUCGUUCACAUCAGCUCGGGCACCUCAGCGAUCGCUCUGGCAUCACUGCUGGGGGAGCGCAAGCACCGUUCCGAGUCCUUCCCCAGCAACCUGCCUUUCGUCAUCUUGGGCGGAGGUAUCCUUUGGCUGGGAUGGACCGGCUUCAACGGCGGCUCCGCCUUCGCCGCCAACGGCGACUGUGCCCUGGCCAUCGCCACCACGUACGUUGCGGCGGCCGCGGCCAUGAUCACGUGGGUCUCCGUCGAGCGCAUCCUCGAUGGAGCUCCCACAUCCGUCGGCGCCAUGUCAGGCGCGGUGGCUGGACUCGUGAACAUCACCCCGUGCGCCGGCUUCGUGGAGCCCCUGGGCGCUCUCGGCGUUGGUGCCAUUGGAGCCAUCUGCUGCGUCUUCGCGGCUCGUGGGUUGAAGAAGCUGAACCUGGUGGACGACUCACUGGACUGCUUCUCUCUGCAUGGCGUGGGAGGCUUCGCAGGUGCCAUUCUUGGCGGCUUCUUCGACACAGGCGAUGGCCUCAUCUACGGGGGCGACGGGCUCCUGCUGGCGAAGAACCUGGCCGGCGCAGCCUUCGGUGUGGUCUAUUCCGCAGCCGUGACCGCUGUGAUCUUCUUCCUGAUGCGCCUCGUCAUGCGCAUGAGGGUCAGCGAGGAGCAGGAGCUGGAAGGCACAGGGGCUCACAUGACUCGCACGAAGAAGCACACAGUCGCCUACGGCAAGAACGAGAACUCCGGCAAGCCGAACGCCUUCGGCGAGCACUCCCAGCGCUUCAAGCCCGAGGAGGCCCCAACGCUGCUUACCGGAUCGGGACCCGCCCGCUCCGCGGCAGAGAAGCCUACCGAGGUCUGA